AAAGGCAAAAGAUAAACUCAGAAAGAAGAGAAACAUGUUAUGAAAUAUGAAACACAUUUUGUCCUAAGCAUCCUCUUCUUUGUACUUUUGGUUUUUUUUAAUCUUUGUUUUAAAAAGUUUGAAAGCAACAAACAGCUACUUUAAAUUGUAUUUUAAUGGAGUCUUUGUCAGUGAUUCAAUGGCUUGAAAAGAGAAAACAGCUCUUCUUGUUUGUCUGCAACUGAGUUUUAUAUUAGGUGAGCGUAAAACAGUAGGAAGAAGCUUAACAAACAAGGUGUUGAAGCGAAGGGGUUUUUGAUUUUAAUGGACUGGAACUUGAAAGCUACAUCAUGGGAUUUUACUGAAUUUGUUGAGGAAACUGUAUCAAACGCAGACACUGAUAUCAUCAAUGGCAAUGAAUCAAAUAGCUAUAAACUUGUUAACUCUAUAGGGGAUUUUAGAGUUGAUUUGAAGCUUGGCCAAGUAGGAAAUUCAGGUGAAUUACCUUCUAACAAAUGGAAGGAACCCAGAGUUUUAAAGAUGGAAUCUUCUUCUUCGAGUUCGAAGAAAGCUAGACCUACUAAUAUCGGGACUCAUCCGGUUGUGUGCCUCGUUGACGAAUGUAAUACGGACCUUAGUAAUUGUCGGGACUACCAUAGGCGACAUAAGGUGUGUGAGCUCCAUUCUAAGACUGCUGAAGUUAUGAUCAAUGGCCUAAAACAAAGAUUCUGUCAACAAUGCAGCAGGUUUCACUCACUGGAGGAGUUCGAUAAUGGGAAGAGAAGCUGCAGGGCACGUCUCGAUAGACACAACCGGAGACGAAGGAAGCCUCAACCGGAUCCCCUCUCACAUUCUCGAAGCUAUUUCUCCAAUUACCAAGGUUCCCAAAUGUUGCCAUUCUCUAGUUUGCAAGUAUAUCCAUCCACCAGUGUGGUGAAAACUAUUUGGCCCGAAUCUCGGUAUCUCAACCUGAAGCAACCACCUGCGAAACAAAACCUUCUUCUAGGAUCCUCUUCAAGCAACUACAGAGAAGGUAAGCAGCAAUGCUCAUUCUUGCAAGGCAAGAAUCAAACACCUGCGAAAGCUUCCAUUUGCCAGCCAGUCCUCGGGCGUGUUGCACCUUUCUCGGAAGGCAAUGGGGGCUGCCAGAGCAUGUUAUGUGACAGGCUAACAACUCAAGUUCGGGAUUCGGAUUGUGCUCUCUCUCUUCUGUCAUCUCCACUGUCGCAUACAUCUGGGAUUGGGUUGAGUAACAUGGUGCAGCCUCAGUCAUUCCCCUUGGUGCAAUCCUUGGGUCCGAGCCUACAAGACCACAUUAUAGAGCCUAUGGGUUCGGUCGUUGCUAAUGGCAGGGAGACUACGGUCCAUGGCUCAGGAAUGUUUCACAUGGGUUCUGGUGGAUCAUCUGCAAGUGAACCCCCUGAAAAUCUUGGCUAUCAUUGGCAGUAGGAAAUUUGAAAGUCGCCGUAACAAUAAAUUGCCAAAGCUAUAAUAUUGGUACAUUCGAAUUUAAACUCACGAGUUUCGGGGUUUUUUUCAGGUGUGUUUUAAUUUGGAGAUGUUAAUCUAUUGAAUGUUACUCUUAAAAGUAGAUGCGAGUAUUACUUUGAUUAAACUUUGGGUCCCAAUAAUAGACAUUUAGUUGGAAUGAUACAUGCAAUCAUUUUAGUAGUGGAGAGAA
Molecule: messenger RNA, 1660 nt
Organism: Gossypium arboreum
Lineage: Eukaryota; Viridiplantae; Streptophyta; Magnoliopsida; Malvales; Malvaceae
Product: squamosa promoter-binding-like protein 13A
Exons: 5
Coding region: 304-1428 (374 amino acids)
Cellular component (GO): nucleus
Molecular function (GO): DNA binding
Source: RefSeq, a predicted model, not a curated record